AAAAUGGAAAAUCCUAAGAGAUGUGUUGAUCUUAUUUGGGUUCUCGUUCUGAUUUCAAUUAUGACACCACCCCAACCUUUCUUGUAUUCGGAGGCGGAGCCAUUUCCCAAAUACACCGUGCACAUCGUAGAUAUCGGUCUUGAAAACCUCAUGGUUGGCUGUGGACGGGCGUAUCAACGACCUUUUUUUAAAACGAUUAACAAUGGUAGCGAGUACCUUAUUGAGUUUAAUAACGAUGAUGUUUACACCUGUGCUUUCAACUGGAGAAAUAAACAUACGAAAUUCGAAGUUUUUAAUCAAACAAUCAAUAAGCUUUGCAUCGGAGGGUUAGUAAGGAUUGUUUUUGGCGAGCCACUCACCGAGUUUGAUUUUUUGGAAGAAACAUGGGAAACGAUGUACACUUGA
Molecule: messenger RNA, 405 nt
Organism: Lactuca virosa
Lineage: Eukaryota; Viridiplantae; Streptophyta; Magnoliopsida; Asterales; Asteraceae
Source: the annotation of a GenBank genome assembly